This is a messenger RNA of Clonostachys byssicola, 1449 nucleotides long. Lineage: Eukaryota; Fungi; Ascomycota; Sordariomycetes; Hypocreales; Bionectriaceae. The record is from the annotation of a GenBank genome assembly.
AUGACAGGAGUCCGCCGAUCGCAAAGAUGCCAGAACUGCCGCGCAAGGAAAAUCAAGUGUGACCAAAAUUGGCCGAGAUGUGGCCAUUGCAACCGCACGAAUCGAAUAUGUUCUGGACCCUCGCCAUUGACCAAGUUCGUCGACCAAAGCAGCGAUCAUCGCUUGCAGUCCGACAUCAACUGCAAAUCCCAAACUGCUCCCAUCCCCCCAAGCUCUGAGACAGAGGCCGCCAUCCUUGUCAAUCAUCAUCCGCUGAGGCCAUUCAAUGACGGGUUUGCCUCAUACGGCGUCUUUCGUCUAGAGGUGCCCUGUCCCGAGGUACCUCGCGCCAGACUCACCACUUCCGCUGACCGGGUGUCUGCCAGGCUUGUAGGUCUCCUAGAACGAGGUUCUGAAGCCGGCGUGCGUGUACAAAUGAGCUAUCUCCCUUUCCUGCCGCAGAGGCUAUCGCGCAGCGCUUGCUUGCGCGAUUGCACAAGCCUUUUCUGUUAUGCUUGGAAUGGAUAUCGGCGUCGAGAGCCAGUCUCGAAGCUUCUUCUGACGAGCCAUUACAACAAGGCAAUCCGAAGCUUGCAGCUUGCAAUCAAUGGGGGCAAGGCAUACGAUGUCGAGACUCUUUCUGCAAUUGCUCUUUUAGAACGUGCCAGUUCCUUAUUUGGCCAACCACAAAGCGCCUUGGCUCAUAGACGUGCAAUAUGUUACGUCAUUCAAGCAAGAGGAGGUCCAACGAUUGGGGAUGACCUCGAUGUUGCUAUCACCUACGAAAACCAAUGGCUAAAGGCGCUGCCAGCAGUGGCCGAUCCGCCCGACAACGAUGUCCCCUUAGAUCCAGGCUGGCUUGAGGUUAUUGAGAAGUUUCAGUGCGAGCCUCCAGUUGCUGAAGAGUUUUCUUGCUUUUCUGGUGAAUUCUCUUCCAUCAAAGAAGCUGCGGGCAAGAUGAUUCCUUGGAUUGGGGAUAUCGGGCAGAUCUUGGGCAGCCCUGCCACGAUGAAGGGCCUCAACGAGACCUUGGUCCAGGAUCUUUUCCAUCACGGGAAAGUCCUGGAAGCCGUCACCAUCAGAGUUCUAAACAGGGGUCUGGUCCAUGGUUCAAUAAUUGAGAUGCCUGACUUGACCUUUUUUGCAGGUCGCAGGUAUGAAUUUGCGUCCGUUGCUUUGGCUCACUACUUCGCAGGAUUACUCGCCGUGCGAAGAGGCAUUUUAAGGAUAUCCAGUGACCUAGUUGCGCUAUACGGGCCUCCAGACGACAGUAUUCUUGAAAAUUUUCGAGAGCUGUCCAUCCAACAAUGGAUGGUCUUCCCGUACCUCUUACAGAUGAACACGGUGUCGCACCACUUUCUUACACCGUGUAUGAAACCGCCUCUCGAGAUGGCCAGCGGCUACGAAAACGAAUUCCUGGUAGACUUGCUAUCAUCCGCAAACAGACAUCCUACCAAGGUUGAGCAUUGA